UCUGCUUUCCUUUCUAGUUUCUCCAAGAGAGAAUUUACAGGAAGAAAAAAAAGCAUAAAAAGUUUUGGAGAAAUCCUGACAGGUAUGGCUAUGGCGGCAGCGAUUAUAUAUAUACAAGACGUUCUUUCCGAUGACUUCGACUAUGAAAUCUGGUCUCCGGUCACGAAAACAACACUAAAGGAGAAAGAACUUUGGGAUGUUGUCGAGAACGGAGUUCCACCGGAUCCAUCGAAGGUUCCGGAGUUAGCAGCGAAGAUCCAACCCGAAGAACUUUCGAAAUGGAGAGAUCUCGCGGUGAAAGACAUGAAAGCGCUGCAGGUUCUGCAAUCUUCUCUCACUGAAUCUGUUUUCAGAAAGACUCUCUCUGCUUCUUCGGCCAAGGAAGUUUGGGAUUUGCUCAAAGGUAAUAAUGAACAAGCUAAGCUACGUAGGCUAGAGACGCAAUUCCAAGAACUAACUAUGGAUGAAUCAGAGCCGAUGAAGCUUUACGUAGAUAGAGUUUUUGAAAUCGUCGAACGGUUCCGUAUUUCAGGAAAACUGAAAUCGGAUCAUCUGAUAAUGAGGAAGCUGUUAACCUCGCUGCCAAGUUCAUAUGAUGUUGUUCUUCCGAUGCUGGAUGAACUCAUGGAUCUUCCUAAUAUGUCUCUUCCAAAUCUUCUUGUGGUUUUUGAAAUGUUAGUACCAGGGGAAACUAUGCAUCCAAGGUUGGAGGCUUUUCUCAAAGAUGUUAAAUCAAUGUCUAACAAGGGUUGUUGUGGCGUGUGUAACGAGAACAAUCACAACCAAGAAGACUGUUGUUACUCAUUCCCUGAGGUGGCAGAAGAUUCUAGUGGAGGUGGAGCCGGUCAGUCUAAACCGAAGAAAGGCAAAUGCUUUCAGUGUGGAGAAAGAGGGCAUUAUGCGAGUGAUUGCAACACAGAGCGAGGACGGCCAGCUUCCAAAACUCACAAGGGAGAACUUGAAUCUGAAUACGAAUACGAAUCAGAAUCCGAAUCAGAAGAACUAGAGCCUGAACCUGAUUAUCUUGUGUUAAAUGAUUCUACGGCAUUUGAUGAGACGAUGUGGAUGGUUUCCAGAGAUUCCACGAAUCAUAUGACUCCGUUUAAGAAGUUUUUCACCACUUUAGACAGAAGUCAAAGGGCUCUGCUUAUGGAUGGAUCAAAUAUCAUGGCAGAAGGUAAAGGAGAUGUCAAGAUCAGGACCAAGGAAGGGAAGAAGAAGCUGAUAAGGAAUGUGCUUUUCGUUCCGGGGAUCAACAUAAACGUGUUUAGCGUUGAUCAAAUGGCAUCAAGAGGCUAUUCAAGGAUAAUUAUAAAAGACAAGUGCAUUUUUCAGAAAAUGAAGACUGGAGAAAUAUUUGGGGAAACCGUGUGGGAAGAGAACAGAGGAUAUGUCCUGCGUUUGCAGGUGAUUGAAGUUAACAAUGAAAGGGAUUUAAGUAACCUUUUUGGUGCUGAAGUUUCUUUCCUCGUUCCUGCCACUGAGCCACCAAGAAUCCUCUUUGCAUCCAUGAUUAUCUCUUACCAAAGCUAUUUUUGUUUUUCUGAAACCUUAAAUCUUUUAUUUUUGUAGUUUCAAAUUCUUUGAUUGCUUCUUGUUGUUGAUGAUAUGAAGAUGCUGUUAAAGGUCGGCAUAUAUUAGAUAGAUCUAUGUAGUUUUUCGUGGGAGAUGCAAGAAUAGA
Molecule: messenger RNA, 1681 nt
Organism: Camelina sativa (false flax)
Lineage: Eukaryota; Viridiplantae; Streptophyta; Magnoliopsida; Brassicales; Brassicaceae
Source: RefSeq, a predicted model, not a curated record